Molecule: messenger RNA, 3601 nt
Organism: Elgaria multicarinata webbii
Lineage: Eukaryota; Metazoa; Chordata; Lepidosauria; Squamata; Anguidae
Gene: TBC1D22B
Product: TBC1 domain family member 22B
Exons: 13
Coding region: 149-1660 (503 amino acids)
Biological process (GO): activation of GTPase activity
Molecular function (GO): GTPase activator activity
Source: RefSeq, a predicted model, not a curated record
AAUCCAAGAUGGCGGCGCUGGGGACUAGCAACGGGGCCCCUGGAGGGAGGAGGUGAAGCGGCCUCGGCCGGAGGCUUUCGGCCCCACCGCUCCGGCUCGUCCCUUCCUUCCCGGGGACGGCGGGGGGACUGGGCCUCUUGCCCCAGCCAUGGCUGCGGAAAGUAGCAAGCAGUUCUGGAAGCGGAGCGCCAAGCUGCCGGGCAGCAUUCAACCUGUCUAUGGUGCUCAGCACCCUCCGCUGGAUCCCCGGCUCACCAAAAAUUUCAUCAAGGAACGUUCCAAGGUUAAUGCACUACCCAUGAAGAAUAAGAAGGCCAGUAGUUUUCAUGAGUUUGCCCGCGAUACCAGUGAUGCCUGGGACAUUGGGGAUGAUGAAGAUGAGGACUUCUCAUCUUUCCAGACUUUGAACUCUAAGGUGGCAAAGGCCACAGCCGCACAGGUCCUGGAGAACCACAGCAGGCUGCGUGUGAAACCUGAGUGGCCCCAGCCAGCUCUGAGUGAAGCACCAACCAACUGUAAGGUCAUCAAGUCCAAUAGUGAUGCCCAGCUGUCCAGAGCACCUGAGGAUUCCUGUAUGCGUAACCCCCUUCACAAACAACAAUCCCUCCCACUCCGACCCAUCAUUCCUCUUGUUGCUCGCAUCUCUGACCAAAAUGCUUCAGGAGCUCCUCCCAUGACGGUGCGUGAGAAAACCCGCUUGGAGAAAUUCCGGCAGCUUCUGUCCAGCCACAACACGGAUCUAGAUGAAUUGAGGAAAUGCAGCUGGCCUGGUGUCCCCAGAGAGGUCCGACCUGUGACUUGGAGACUUUUAUCAGGUUAUCUCCCUGCCAACAUGGAGCGAAGAAAGCUGACCUUGCAGCGCAAACGGGAGGAAUAUUUUGGCUUCAUUGAGCAGUAUUAUGACUCUAGAAAUGAGGAACACCAUCAAGAUACAUACCGGCAGAUCCAUAUAGACAUUCCGCGGACGAACCCCCUCAUCCCUCUGUUCCAGCAGCCGUUAGUCCAGGAGAUCUUUGAACGAAUCCUGUUUAUCUGGGCCAUCCGACACCCAGCCAGUGGCUACGUGCAGGGGAUUAAUGACCUGGUCACUCCAUUCUUUGUCGUAUUCCUCUCUGAAUAUGUUGAAGAGGAUGUAGAGAACUUUGCUGUGACAAACCUGACCCAGGAUGUGCUGAGGAGCAUUGAAGCAGACAGCUUUUGGUGCAUGAGCAAACUCCUGGAUGGGAUACAGGACAACUACACGUUUGCACAGCCAGGGAUCCAAAAAAAAGUCAAAGCACUGGAGGAACUCGUCAGCCGUAUUGAUGAGCAGGUACACAAUCACUUUAGGAAGUACGAAGUGGAAUACCUGCAGUUUGCCUUUCGUUGGAUGAACAAUUUACUGAUGAGGGAGCUUCCUCUUCGCUGCACCAUUCGCCUUUGGGACACUUACCAGUCUGAGCCAGAGGGAUUCUCUCAUUUCCAUUUAUACGUCUGUGCUGCAUUCUUGAUUAAGUGGCGGAAAGAGAUCUUGGAUGAAGAGGACUUCCAGGGCCUUCUAAUGUUGCUGCAAAACCUGCCCACGAUACACUGGGGCAACGAAGAGAUUGGACUCCUCCUCGCUGAAGCCUACAGACUCAAGUACAUGUUUGCAGAUGCCCCCAAUCACUACCGUCGAUAAGCACCAUGGUUCUGCUUCUGCUCCCCAUCUUGCUGGCCCAAUCCCAAUCACUGUGGCGUUUCAUCACCCGAGUCCUCGGACACUCUGACCAGGAGCCACUCCUUGCUGUAAAAAGCUCACAUCGGACUUCUGUCUUAACUUUUGCGUGUGCCUGCCUGCCACUCUGUGCGUGGAUGUGCCACUCAAAACAAACCAGUAGUGUCCCAUGCUGUGACGGUGGCCUGAGCUCGGGUGGGGGCUACAAGAAUAAACUCAGCCUCUGAACGCCCUCCAAGCCCCAGCCUGAGUCAUCUAUGCCUUGCAGCCUCUUGUUAACCCGCCUAAGCACGGAUACACAUGCGCACUCCCAGCUGGGCCUGUGUUGUUGUUUGUUUUUCUUCAGAUGCUGUUCAAUCAAACUCCCCAAUGAAGAUGCCUUACAAAGAGUCCUGCCCAGGGGAUGGCAGCGCCGUUGGACAUGAGAAGCUCUCAGGGCUUAGCUUCACUCCACGUGUCUGAAGAAGUGCAGCAUUUCCAGGGUUAACAAGGCACACACACACACACACACUCCACUUACACACAUGCACACAUACGCACACACCCCUCUUGUGCAGCAUGUCUCUCCCCGUAGGUUGGUGCACAUGUGUUCAAAAGGCUGCCUUGUCCACGCACAGUUUGGAAUGACGCAAGUGAACAAGACAGGACUCCUCCUGUGAUUGACUGAUUGAUUGACCUGUGGUGUGCAUUGAACUGGAGGGUGGAGGAGCUGUGCUUCUAAAAAAUCUCCUUUCUGUGACAAUGGCACUCCUCCAAGGCAUUAUGUGUAUAUUGUGUUCUUGUGUAUAUGGGUAAAAGAUGUACAAUAUAAGUCUUCUGUUUGUAGCAGAUAUGGUUUUAUAUUUAUAAUGUGUGUCCCAAGCGUGUACAGGCUGCCUAGGUUACAAAUAACAGUGGGCCUCCUUCCUCCCCUGGUUGUCAGGGUUUUGGAGCUGUCGGACUAUCUGUACUAGCACGUUUCCCUGCCCCUACCCCCCCACACCCCCGGACAAAUACACAUUUCAUUUCUAUCAGGAAAAAAACUGACUCCCAAGCGAGACGGCACUGCGUGAUCUCCAAGGCGGAGGAGCCUGGCACUUGCUGCUGCAACCAGCGCCUUGGGCUCAGCAGGAUUUGACCUGAAGCUUGCCUGUCCUCCCUAUCUGCACUAGAGCAUGCCCUUUUCAGAAGGCCCCGCAAUGCCAUCCUCAAGCAGUGCAGUGAUGGCUGAGACCACUCCUGCAGCUUGCUGUGAUCGUCUCUAGACGGCUCGUGGCCCCCGGCCUGCCUCUCCUGACACUCCCCCUCCCAGCCCUGAUCAGAAUCUCCAGCCCUCCCUUCAGGCAGUGGGCAGGUCAGACGGGCUUCCGGUUUCAAAACUCUGAACUGUCGUGGGGAGACGAGAGGAGGGGGUGGCUUCCGUCCCAGGCUGCUUCCCUCUCUUCCCCGCUGCCGUCUCAAGGUGAUUUUCAGAGAAUAAAGGAGAAUGUGUUUUUUAAUUUAACGGUUUAUUCCAGCCAAGCAGGCACAGUCUCAUUAGUGCCAAGCCGUGCCCUCCCAGGUCAGAUCGGUUCCCCUGGGCUGAGUUCCUCAGCUUGCGCCCGGCUGACUUCUGCUGAUCUCGUCAGGCUUCAAACUGCACCCACCUUCGUUUUGUUUUCCCUCUCGGGGCCGAAAAAGAAAAGCAAUCCGGCGGCUUUCUUUCCGGGAUGACCCCAGGGGAGACGGGAGGCACGAGAAGGCGAGAGCUUUGCCGCCAUUCAAACACCAAGCAGUGUCUCUCGAGUUGCUUUCCUAACCUGGAGUUGUUUUCUCAGGCAUUCUGACUUGAUUUUCUUUUGUGUGUGUGCCUUUUGUUGUUUCCUUUGAGACAGCGACCUGGUGGUCAUUAGUUUAACAUGACUAAUUAAAAGAGAAAAAACCAAC